AUGCUUUCUCCUGCUCUUCGGGAUAUAUUAUAUUGCUGUACUCGCCGAUUCUUUUCCAGACCGCUGGUACUGGACAUCGAUCCUGCAUCUUUGUCUUUAACCCCCACGUUGCACGGAACAGGAUUCUCGUUCAUUGAGGGCCAUUCUUCACACCUACUACAGCUUUCUGCAACGAUCGCAACGAUGGACGCCCCCAGAAUCCCGCCCGUCACCGCCAACGCUCGUCAAGCUUGCUACCAGUGCUUCAAGGAGGGUGUGUUGCAAAAGUGCUCAGGUUGCCGUCGUGUGUCGUAUUGUGGUGCAGCAUGCCAGAAGGCGAACUGGUCCACGCACAAAGGAAUGUGCAAAGCUCUUAAGGCGGUAGAGACGAAACAAGCGUUGAAUCUUCUCGGCAGUUUCAGCAUCAUGACUAGCUUUUACGAUUCGGGGAAAGUGGGCGAUAGUGCGACGGUCAACUUGUCAGUGGAGGGGUACGCCCAAGUCAUGAUGCGUUCCUUGGCGGCGGAACUUCGCAGGCCGCUCAGAGUCGAUGAGCGUAAUCUUGUGGGCUGGGAGCCUCGAUGUCUUGAAUGUGGUCGUUCUGAGGUGCUCCUCCGGCUAGAAGCUUCACGCACCAAUCAACAGCCAGGCACCUUGAGGCCAUGCCCAGACUGCAAGCUCGCCUUCUCCUGCUCCGAAGCGCACUGGAACACUGUCAAGGACAAGCACCAAAACACUGCGGCCCAAGACGCGCGCGGCCUCCCGCAAUGCGCCAUGAACAAGCUCUGCUUCCAAGAUGCCAUCUUCGGCGACUUUAUGGCGGGCGCGGGGCAGGGCCCGUUCACUUGGGCCCCAGAGAGGACGAAGACUGAGUGGCACUCGGUGAAAGGCUUGGGAUGGGACGACUUUGCAGCGGAUUUGAAGGAGAAGAUGCCUGGGACGCCGGAGGACGUCCUGGAGCCGAUGCUGAGGGCCGCGAGUGAGGGUCUGUCGAUGCCUAUGACGAUCCUUCUAGGGUUGGAGUGUUUGAACGAGGGUGAUGAGUGGACGAGGAAGGACAUGUUGAGCAUACAUGUCCUUGGAGCCGCAGAGAAAGAGGUUUUCAACGCGCAAGUGUUCGAAGAGAUUUUGCAUCGCCUUCCCCAAGUAAAUGCGAUCAAGCUCACGUUCGUUGGGCCCGAGCUCGUAGAUUUUGGUGGACCCCAGCCAAGGACCAUGGAAAUGGAUACUUGCCCUCAAUGCUCGAGGCAACGCCGCAAGCGCACUCAGAUUCACCAUCCCAAGACGUACCAUGACUUCGUCCAGUCACAAGGAUCUCAAUUCGAGAAGCCUGAUCUCGCCGUUGCCUUCGACUCUGGUGCGUCGCAAGAAGAGGAGGACUCUUGGAGAAAGACUAUAGAUCUUCUCAUCAAAGAAAAGAUCCCUACUAUAUUCACGGCAUUCAACGAGGAGGAGGCAAGGGGUCAGGCUAGAAUCUUCCAGGCUGCUGAGGCGAGUUUACACCAAGAGCUGACCCCCAAGGCUAAUCCUUGGGGCAGCCUGCUCGCAAAGAUCGAGCCGAACAAGGUGCUUGGGUUUUAUGCUGUUAAUGGGUGGCUCUCUGGCGGCUUCCGCUAA
Cyclocybe aegerita is the source of this 1596-nucleotide messenger RNA. The record is from the annotation of a GenBank genome assembly. Lineage: Eukaryota; Fungi; Basidiomycota; Agaricomycetes; Agaricales; Hemipholiotaceae.